Molecule: messenger RNA, 3524 nt
Organism: Linum trigynum
Lineage: Eukaryota; Viridiplantae; Streptophyta; Magnoliopsida; Malpighiales; Linaceae
Source: the annotation of a GenBank genome assembly
UGGUAGAACCAUUCCACUUGCUAAAUAUAAACCGGUUUAACGAGAAAAAAGAAAAUGCUUUAAGUGGUAGAUUGGUUUUCUUUGGAGGCGCCCAUUACAGUUACUUUUUCCUCUCACCAACCUAUAGAAGUUUUCAAGAGCCGGUAGAAAAGUCACCGUAACAAAAUCCCAAAAUUAACGAAAUUCCGAAGUUUGAGGAGAAGACUCAAUGCUGACGUAGACUCGGUUCGGUUGGUUUCUGAAAGAUUUUAAAGAUAUUUUGUGAUCCAAGUGAUGCGCCGCCGAAUACCCGAACCCGAUGGCAUGCCUCUCUUCUGCUCAACCCAACCCUUUUGCUGCUCGGACUCUGGCUCUCUCUUCUGCAGAUUGACGCUGUUGUUGUAGCAGAAAGUAGAUUCCACCAGAGAAUUCAGGUACCAAUCUCGUUUUUCUGGCUUAAAAUCAAGUAAUUCUGUUCGUAUUUCCUGGUUUAAACUUUGGUCUGCUUUCAUUGUAAAGGGAAAAUGGCAACUCUUUCUCCAUCACUUGCAAUAUCGACCUGCGGCUGCCGCAAUUGUGGAGCUCUCAAGCCUUCUAAGCUCACACUCGCCACACAGUCUAAAAAGGGUUCACAGGGAUUCCCAAAAAUCAUUGAUCCCGGGAGGAGUUUGUUGCUGAGUCAAGUUGCAUCAAAUGGUGCAUGUAGAAGAAACCCCAGCUUGGCAGUGGAAGCCAAAUCGCGACCUUCUUCUCAGGAGGUAGUUGCUCCGGGCAUUAAAGUCGAGGAUCCGUCGACAGUGUCAACUUACCUCUUCAGAACCCAAUUUGGCGGGUUUGUGAAGGUUUCUGUCGGGAAGAAGAAGAACUCCAACUAUGUGGUGUACAUUGAAGUUUCAUCCUUGGAAUUGGAAAUCAGGGACUGUCGGCUGGUUAUGGUUUGGGGUAUCUACAGAUCCAAUUCCUCAUCGUUCUUACUCCCUUUGAAUAGUCCGGAUCCGGAUUCGCCAUCACGAGAUGAUGGAACCAUGGAUAACUCGUUCCUGCAAAUUUCUCCUGGUAAGUUCAUUGUUCAGUUGGCAUUCGAAGCAAGGCAACCCCCAUUUUACCUCUCGUUCCUCCUGAAGCCUAUGAGGUCAGGGGUUGAUGUCAGUGGUGGCUUGGAAAUCAGGAGCCACAGGAAGACUAAUUUCUGUGUGCCAGUUGGGUUUCAUCCUGGUUCUCCGACCCCAUUGGGUCUUUCCUACUCAGCAGACGGCUCAAUGAAUUUUGCAUUGGUUUCAAGAACUGCACAGAGUGUAGUUUUAUGCUUGUAUGAUGAUGACACUAAGGUUGACAAACCUGCUUUGGAGAUUGAUCUGGAUUCCUAUGUGAAUCGAACUGGUGAUGUUUGGCAUGCAUCAAUAGAAGGUGGUCAGACAUUUCAGAGUUACGGGUUUAGAUGCAUUCCAAAAGGGAUUGAUCGAUCGAAGGUAGACCAUGUUCUUUUGGAUCCAUAUGCCAAAGUCAUUGUUAAUCCAUUAAUGAAGGGUAAAACUAGUUUGCUGCAAAACAAGUAUCUAGGGCGAUUGUGCAAGGAGCCUGAUUUUGAUUGGACUGGUGAUGUUCAUCCUAACUUGCCAAUGGAGAAACUAGUGGUAUACCGGUUGAAUGUUGCUCGGUUUACACAAAACCAGUCUAGUCAACUCUAUAGCGAUGUCUUGGGAACUUUUGCUGGUGUGAUUGAGAAGGUGAAGCAUCUUAAAGAUCUCGGUGUAACUGCAGUUCUGAUGGAGCCAAUAUUUCCAUAUGAUAAGCAACAAGGGCCAUAUUCUCCUCUGCAUUUCUUUUCACCAUCAAACCUGUAUGGCCAUUCUGGUGGUUCAACAUUUGCCAUUAGUUCAAUGAAAGAGAUGGUGAAGACAUUACAUGCCAAUGGCAUAGAGGUUUUCAUGGAAGUUAAUUUCACUCAUACCGCAGAAUAUGGGGCAUUACAAGGUAUCGACGACUCAUCCUAUUAUCAUCAUGGGAAGAAAGUAAAUGGCUCAGGAUCAAACAGUGCAUUGAAUUGUAAUUAUCCUGUUGUUACAAGCCUGAUUCUGGAUAGUCUUAGGUACUGGGUAUCUCAGUUUCAUGUUGAUGGUUUUUGCUUCCUAAAUGCUUCCUAUCUUCUUAAAGGAUUUCAUGGGGAAUCAUUAUCUCGACCCCCUUUGAUCGAAGCAAUUGCCUUCGACCCUCUACUGUCAAAGACCAAGAUAAUUGCAGAUUUUUGGGAUCCUCGAGAAAUGUUGUCAAAAGAAACAUUGUGCUUUCCGCACUGGAAGAGGUGGGCUGAAAUGAACACAAAAUUCUGCCAUGAUGUUAGAAGCUUUUUGAAGGGUGAAGGUCCUCUCAGUAGUCUUGCAACUCGCCUUUGUGGGAGCGGAGAUAUUUUCUCCAAUGGGCGAGGACCUGCUUUUUCAUUCAAUUAUGUCGCCCGAAAUUCUGGACUCUCACUUGUGGACUUGGUCAGUUAUAGCAGUGAUGAGCUGCUAGCUGCUGAACUGAGCUGGAAUUGUGGGGAAGAAGGUCCUACAAGCAAAACCAUGAUCCUCGAAAGGCGGCUUAAACAGAUUAAGAACUAUCUAUUCAUUCUCUUUGUUUCAUUAGGUGUACCUGUUCUGAACAUGGGUGAUGAGUGUGGCCAAUCUUCUGGAGGUUCCACUUCAUACUUACAUCGGAAACCACUCGAUUGGAGUUUACUCUCAACAGGGUUUGGCAUCCAAACCACGCAGUUCAUCUCAUUCUUGAGUGCAUUAAGAGGAAGAAGAAGUGACCUUUUUCAGAAGUGGAACUUUUUGGAUGUAGAAAACAUUGAAUGGUAUGGAAAUGAUCAGUCUCCUCCAAAGUGGGAUGAUCCAUCAAGCAAAUUCUUGGCUAUGGCAUUGAAGGCAGAUCGGUCUGAGAGCAUGAUUGAUCCGGAAUCUGGCUAUUUGAAGAAGGGUGAUUUAUUUAUGGCAUUUAAUGCGGGGCGCAAAAUGGUCAGUGUUCUUUUACCUUGUGCACCUGAAGGGAUGGAAUGGCGUCGGCUGGUUGAUACAGGUCUCCCUUAUCCAGUGUUUUUCUCGAGUAAUGGUGAGCCUGUUGAUGAGCAGAUGCAAGGAUUAGUUGUUUAUGAAAUGAAAUCUCACAGCUGUGUUUUGUUUGAAGCUAGCAGUUGUGAUGAUUAAUAAGGGAAGAUUCUCGCUCAUUUGGUUUCUAGAAUGCAACAGUUGUAAUUAUGGGUUUUGGGUUCCUUUUAGAAUAAGGCAUCAGUUGGUGAGAUUAGAAAAUAACGAUUGCCCACAAAGGCAACUUAGCUACGAAUGCAGUGAUCAUUCAUCUGCUAUAUUCUUUCUUUUCUGGCUCAUAUAAGCACAUGCACUUUUAUUUGAUCUUGCACAGAGCUUGGAGUCUGUCCUUUUCCCAAAUCAAAAAGGGGAGGGAGAUUAAAUUAGAGGUGGCAAAUAUCACAACCCAACCCACUUUACUCCAUCUAACAUAUGUUCAACUUGGCAAAGAGCAGGGGGAAAUGAAAUGAACUUUUUAUG